This is a messenger RNA of Nannizzia gypsea CBS 118893, 633 nucleotides long. Its product is annotated as diphthamide biosynthesis protein 4. Gene Ontology annotation, biological process: protein histidyl modification to diphthamide. Gene Ontology annotation, molecular function: metal ion binding. The coding region runs from base 1 to 633 and encodes 210 amino acids. The record is from RefSeq and is a predicted model, not a curated record. The transcript has a single exon. NCBI's taxonomy places the organism in Eukaryota, Fungi, Ascomycota, Eurotiomycetes, Onygenales, Arthrodermataceae.
AUGGCCCCCUCACAGUCUAGCCAUGGGGCUAUUUCGCAUUACGAGAUUCUUGGCCUCCCUCAUCCUCCAGUUUCAUUGAGAAAACAAGACGUUAAGGCGGCCUACCACCGUACCUUGCUUCAAUAUCAUCCGGAUAAAUCUGGCCCGUCAAUACCAUCUCCGCCUGGAGGAGAGAGCGAAAAGCAGGAGAGCCUAUCUGGCGAUCUAAAUACCCCUAAAUCCGCGGAAACCCGCACCGUUGACCAGAUUACAACUGCCUAUAAGGUUCUUUCGAAUCCAGCAGCAAAGGCUGAAUAUGAUCAAUUUCUUCUGCUAUCUGGAUUUCGAGCGGCUAGUGCAAACAUUGACAGAAACGGAGAUGAAGAUGACUCUAUUUUCCGCACGGGUUUAGAGGUGCUUGACCUUGACGAUAUGGCAAUGGAGACGGUCGUAUGUCAACCCGAUGGGGAUAGAGAGCAAGAGGCCAUUGAAACGUGGUAUCGAGGUUGUCGAUGUGGCGACGAGAAGGGGUUUAUGGUCACUGAGGAAGAUUUGGAGAAGGAAGUUGAGAAGGGAGAGAUUUUUAUAGGGUGUCGAGGAUGUAGCUUAUGGGCUAAGGUUGUGUUUGCUGUUCAUGAAGAUGUGGAUGGAUGA